This is a messenger RNA of Scatophagus argus, 2263 nucleotides long. It is a transcript of the gene lpcat3, whose product is annotated as lysophosphatidylcholine acyltransferase 3. Gene Ontology annotation, biological process: phosphatidylcholine biosynthetic process; lipid modification. The record is from RefSeq and is a predicted model, not a curated record. The transcript is spliced from 13 exons. Gene Ontology annotation, molecular function: 1-acylglycerophosphocholine O-acyltransferase activity; lysophospholipid acyltransferase activity. NCBI's taxonomy places the organism in Eukaryota, Metazoa, Chordata, Actinopteri, Scatophagidae. The coding region runs from base 161 to 1555 and encodes 464 amino acids. Gene Ontology annotation, cellular component: membrane.
UGAGAGGGGAAGUGGGAGGAGAAUCGCACAGUUCAACUUCAUGAAGUGGUUGAAACACGGAGGGCCUUUAAAAAGCGGAGCGUGUACGUGUGGAUGUCUGUCGCGUAUCAGUAGAGUCUGCUGAACCGUCGCGGAGACAACGUUUCCGCCCACAAGAAAGAUGGCGGCUCCCUUGCUGGAGAAUCUGUCGGAGUCUUUAGGUUCCCCGGAGCCAGCGGUUCGACUGAUUUUAUCUAUUUUAAUCGGGUAUCCCUUUGCUCUGGUGUACCGUCGGUUCUUGUUCUACCAGUCUGCCACAGUUAUACACUUGUUCAACGCGUUCUCUGGGCUGGCUCUAGCAGCAUUCAACUUUGGCUCUCAGAUCUGUCACUCCGCAGUAUGUGUCCUUGUCCAAUUCCUGAUGCUGAGGCUCAUGGGGAGGACGGUAACAACUGUCCUGAGCAGCUUUACCUUUCAAAUGCUGUACCUGCUGGCAGGGUAUUACUACACAGCGACAGAGGAGUAUGACAUCAAAUGGACUAUGCCUCAUUGUGUCCUCACACUCAAACUUGUUGGUUUGUCAUUUGAUUACUACGAUGGGGGGAAAGAUCAAUCCCAGCUGAGUGAAGAACAGAAGAAAGCAGCCUUGCCGUCAGUUCCCUCUCUGCUCGAGGUGUUCGGCUUUUCUUAUUUUUAUGGAGGCUUCCUGGUGGGGCCCCAGUUUACGCUGCGAAGUUACCAGAGGCUGGUGGCACGGGAGCUCACCGACUGCCCUGGAAAGCCUCCGAACAGUAUUAUACCGGCUGUGAAGAGGUUUGCUUUAGGUUUUCUUUGCCUGGUGAUAUAUGCAAUAUUUAGUCCCUAUUACCCAGACAGCUACUACUUAACAGACGAGUAUGAGGCGCAGCCCUUCUGGUAUCGCUGUGUGUUUAUUCUGCUCUGGGCUAAAGUCAUUUUGUAUAAAUAUGUCAGCUGCUGGGUUAUAGCGGAGGGUGUAUGUAUAUUAUCUGGACUAGGCUACAACGGUGUAGUGGAUGGAAAGCACCAGUGGGACGCCUGUGCCAAUAUGAAGGUGUGGCUCUUUGAAACCACGCCACUUUUUGGAGGAACCAUUGCUUCCUUUAACAUCAACACAAACGCGUGGGCUGCAAGAAAUGUCUUCAAGCGGUUGAGGUUCCUGGGCAACAAGACCCUUUCUCAUGUGACCACACUCUUCUUUCUGACGAUUUGGCACGGCCUUCACUCCGGAUACAUCUUGUGCUUCUCCAUGGAGUUCUUCAUCAUCACUGUAGAGAGACAGGCCCAGGCACUGGUGAGGGACAGUCCCUUGCUGACAAAGCUGGCCAACAGCCCGCUCUACCCUCUCAUCUAUGUAGUCCAGCAGUUUAUCCACUGGCUCUUCAUGGGUUACCCCCUAGUGCCAUUCUGCCUCUUCACUUAUGACAAAUGGCUGAAGGUGUAUUCAUCCGUUUAUUUCUGCGGGCACGUGUUCUUCCUCAUAGCCUUUUUAAUCAUGCCAUACCUUCGCAAGGUGCUGGUGCCUAGGAAAAAACCGAGCGAGACAAAGCAGGAUUAAAACGUGGUACUAAGACCUGGCACGGUCCGCCUAAGGCUGAUAUCCACUGAAGGGAACUGCGACUUUCAAGGAGCAGAAUGGAAAAUACUUUAAGGCCUUUAGUAAUAUAUAUAUACAUACGUGUAUAUGUAUAUAUAUGUCCAUGUAAAAAUAAAUUUCUAUAUAUUUUUGUGUUUUAAAUGGGAGGGUGUUUUUUAUAAACAUCUGGAGAAAUGUUUACAGGAAAUAACCAUCGUGCCACUUGGAGUAAUUGUGAGCCAAUCAGGGGUGAUUUCCUGGGUUGUUUUUUUCCCCACUCUCUCUCUCUCUCUCUCUCUCUCUCUCUCUCUCUUUCUCUCUCUCUCUCUCUCUCUCUCUCUCUCUCUCUCUCUCUCUCUGUCUCUCUCUCUCUUUUCUUUUUCUAAAGAAAUGUGGGACAGGUAGAACUUGAAAGACUUACAUGCUGUCUGCACAGAUUUGCACUCAGCAGUCACAGGUUCAGAGUCGUCGCAGGUGGUUUCAGCACAGUGCCAGUGUAUGUGGCACUCUCUAAUGUAGUGAUGAUAAAAAUAAUAAUAAUUAUAAUAACAAUAAUAAUAGUAGUAAUAAUAAUCAGGAGGUUUGGGCCUUAAAAAUGGCUGCCAGUGGUUAUACAAGCACUGUAAAUCACAAACUGAAAAUUAACCCCCAACUCAAAAUGGCCUUGUAUUAAUAAAUGUUUUUACAGUA